Ictidomys tridecemlineatus (thirteen-lined ground squirrel) is the source of this 2194-nucleotide messenger RNA. NCBI's taxonomy places the organism in Eukaryota, Metazoa, Chordata, Mammalia, Rodentia, Sciuridae. The record is from RefSeq and is a predicted model, not a curated record.
UGAGGGAUAUACACCAUGGGAUCUGAGCUGUCAGGGUGGUGGCCAAUUACUUCAUCCUGCAGGGAAAUUGGAAACACCAAUCGCACACUGCUGCCCUGGCUGCUCACACAGAGGCACAAGCACAACAAGGCCUGCUGCCCACUGGAGGGGGUCAGGCCAUCACCCCAGCAGACUGAGUAUCGUAAUAAGUGUGAGUUUCUGGUUGGCGUUGGGGUGGAUGGGGAAGAUAACACUGUUGGCUGCCGACUUGGCAAAUACAAGGGUGGGACGUGUGCUGUAGCAGCCCCCUUUGACACAGUGCAUAUCCCUGAAGCCACGAAACGGGUGGUGAAAUCCUUCCAGGAAUUCAUACGGUCCACCCCAUACUCUGCAUAUGACCCUGAGACAUAUGCAGGCCACUGGAAGCAGCUGACUGUACGCACCAGCCGCCGCGGCCAGGCCAUGGCCAUUGCCUACUUCCACCCCCAGAAACUGAGCCAUGAGGAACUGGCAGGGCUGAAGGCCUCCCUGGUACAACAUUUCAUGGAGGGACCAGGCAGGACCAGCGGGGUGACCUGUCUUUACUUCGUGGAGGAGGGACAGCGAAAGACUCCCAGCCAGGAGGGCCUACUCUUGGAGCAUGUGGCUGGGGACCGGUGUAUUCAGGAGGACCUGCUUGGGCUGACCUUCCAGAUCUCUCCUCAUGCCUUUUUCCAGGUGAACACACCUGCAGCUGAGGUGCUCUACACAGUCAUCCAGGAUUGGGCCCAGCUGGACAAGGAAAGUACAGUGUUGGAUGUGUGCUGUGGCACCGGUACCAUUGGCCUGGCCCUUGCCUGGAAGGUAAAGAGAGUCAUUGGGAUUGAGCUAUGCCAGGAGGCUGUGGAGGAUGCCCGGGUGAAUGCCCAUGCCAAUGAGCUAAGCAACGUUGAAUUCCACUGCGGGAGGGCCGAGGACCUGGUGCCCACUCUGGUGUGCAGACUGGCCUCCCAACAACUUGUGGCCAUCUUGGACCCACCGCGAGCUGGCCUGCAUUCCAAGGUGAUCCUUGCCAUCCGAAGAGCUGAGAACCUCAAGCGGCUCCUGUAUGUCUCAUGCAACCCCCGGGCAGCCAUGGGCAAUUUUGUGGACCUCUGCAGGGCCCCAUCUAACCGGGUCAAGGGCAUCCCCUUCCGACCAGUCAAAGCUGUGGCAGUGGACCUGUUCCCACAAACCCCACACUGUGAGAUGCUCAUUCUGUUCGAGAGGGUGGAACACCCUAAUAGUACAGAAGUCCUAGAGCACCAAGGCCCUCUAGCCCAGCCCUCACAAGAGCCCGCUAAUGAUACCACACUGGAAAUUGGGGCCUCCUUUUCAUCGUAGGCCCUGGAAACUGCAGGGUCCAGCUCUUCCAGAACAGGGCUUAUCAUGGUGGCAGAAGCUAGAGGGCUUCCCGCAGUCUUGCUUGUCUCAAGAUGCUUAGAAGAGCAAUCACAGGGCUCAAGGCCUAGUUGCCUUGCCAGGACCAACAUGACCAUGAUAUGGCUCAGAAGACAGCUGGACUUCUAUGGCCUGUCCAUCCCUCACCCCAUCCUUCUGGAACAGCCAAGCUAUGAGGACCAGAAUAAACAACUGCUGAACUCAGGGUGUUUGUGAAGAACUUUGGUAAACAGGGACUCUCUGCCCCAUUCUGUGCGUGCAAAGGGACAGGGUGAGUGAAAUAUCUCAACCCUAUCCAAGCUGCCUGGGAAUUUCUGCCCUUCAUUUUAGUCUGACCCUUGAGCCUCUAUGACACCCUACCAGGCCUGGAUAUCAGGCUGGGGUUAAUUUGCAUGGCUUGCCAAAAGAGCUCACCAAGGCCCUGAACAGUGCAAAGCUUGCUGUUUAAUAGGAUGUUAGGUUUUAUGCUUGGAGAGGCAGAGACGCACAAGCCUCAAGACCAAGCAUCAACAGGAUGUUCCAGAGUAUGCAAGCAAGCAGAAGGAUGUCCCUGCACCUGAGGAAAAGAUCCUAAUUGCUCCCAAAAUCAGCCUGACCCUCAACCCAGGAAGAAGGCCACCUCCAUACAGUGACCAAAGGCUAUAUAUACCAGGUUGCUGCUAACCCCUAACAAGGACAGAUGUGUCUACUAGUAGGCGCUGCAGCCCACAAGGGGCUGGAGUCCGGCCAAUUGAGGGUCCACAAUGUCAUUCCACCCCCAUGCCCAGAAGAAAUAAAUACCAGCCAUUCCCUUUUA